Molecule: messenger RNA, 4027 nt
Organism: Apis cerana (Asiatic honeybee)
Lineage: Eukaryota; Metazoa; Arthropoda; Insecta; Hymenoptera; Apidae
Gene: Mys45A
Product: SDA1 domain containing protein Mys45A
Biological process (GO): ribosomal large subunit export from nucleus; ribosomal large subunit biogenesis
Cellular component (GO): nucleolus
Source: RefSeq, a predicted model, not a curated record
CCCACAUAUCCCUAGAUGAAAAAUGCCGAAACAUUUAGUAUUUAAUUUUAUUCUGAAAAAUAAUUGCUUUAUAUAUAUAUAUAUAAUAAUUAUAUAUAUAACAAUUCAUUAUGCUCUAUAUAUAUAUAAAUUUUCAAUAAAAUAAAAAUGUUUGGAUAGAAUUGUUUAUAAUGUAAAACAAAUACUUUGCAUCUAAUUGUGUUGCUAUUUAUAUAAAAAUAUUAUGUUAUUUUAUUUAAUAAUAAAUAUAUAUAAAUAUAUAUAUGUGGAGUAAUAUAUAACUAUUAUUUUCUUUUUAUUUUUUAUAUGUAUAAUUUGUAUAUUUAAAUAAUUAUUUACUUUAUUUAUAUCUAAUAAUUAAAAAAAAACGCCAUUUCCUCCAUUUUCUUAAAAUUCAUCUUGAGAUAUUAAAAGAACAGUUUUAUUUAGAAAUUUAAAUGAUGAAAAAAUGGUGAGACAUAAUAAUCGUUUACCAGAGAAUCUUCCACAAUUACAAAAUCUUAUUAAACGAGAUCCUGAAUCUUAUAAGGAAGAAUUUCUUCAACAGUAUCAACAUUAUAAAUCCACUUUGGAAGUUUUUUGUUUAAUACCAAAUAAGUUUAAUAAAAAUCUUGAUGAAUCAGUCACUUUUCUAGCACAGGUGGCUCAUUGUUAUCCAUAUGUGUUAGAAUCAUUUCCUCAAGAAAUUAUUGAUGUACUCAAAACAUAUAAUAUGGUACUUGAUAAUGAUAUGCGACUUACAUUUUGUAAAGUUUUAAUACAACUACGUAAUAAAUCUCUCUUAGAACCCACUGCUCUUUUGAGUUUGUUUUUUGAACUUUUAAGAUGCCAAGAUAAAAAUUUAAGGCAAUUUCUUGAAACACAUAUUAUUACUGAUAUUAAAAAUGUGAAUUCUAAACAAAAAAAUGCAAAAAUUAAUACAACUCUACAAAAUUUUAUGUUUUCAAUGUUAAAAGAUUCUAAUGUAAAAGCUGCAAAAAUGUCUGCAGAUAUCAUGAUAAAAUUGUAUAAUAAAAAUAUUUGGAAUGAUACAAAAACGGUAAAUGUGCUAGCAACAGGUUGUUUUGUUAAAGCAACCAAAGUUAUGGUUGCUUGCUUAAAAUUCUUUCUGGGAACAGAUUCAGAAAAACAGAUAAGUGAGGAAACUGACAGUGAUAAUGAAUCAAAUAUUAAGGAAAUUAUGAUGGCUAAUAGAGUAAAUAAAAAAACAAAAAAACGAAAUAAAGAAUUAACUAGAGCAAAACGAUUAUUAACGAAAUCUAAAAAAAAAGAAAUGAAAGCACCGAGAUUUAAUUUUUCGGCAUUACAUUUAAUUCAUGAUCCACAGGAUUUUAUAGAAAAAUUAUUUAAACAAUUGGAAAAAAAUAAUGAUAGAUUUGAAAUUAAGUUAAUAACAUUGGAUGUAAUUUCAAGACUUAUUGGUUUGCAUAAUUUAUUUCUAUUAAAUUUUUAUCCUUAUUUACAAAGAUUUUUACAACCUCAUCAAAGAGAAGUAACAAAGCUUUUACAAUUUAUUGCUCAAGCAUCUCAUGAACUUAUACCAUCUGAUAUAUUAGAACCAAUUUUGAAAACGAUAGCAAACAAUUUUAUUACAGAACGUAAUUCAGCAGAUGUCAUGGCCAUUGGAUUAAAUGCUAUUAGAGAAAUAUGUAUACGAUGUCCUUUAGUUAUGAAUGCAGAUUUAUUACAAGAUUUAGCGCGAUACAAAUAUUAUAAAGAACGAAGUGUAAUGAUGGCUGCACGUUCUUUGAUUGCUGUAUUCAGAAAUUCAAUACCUGAAUUAUUGCAUAAAAAAGAUAGAGGACGUCCUAUAGAAGCAACUAUUACUUUAAAUAUUCCAAAAUAUGGUCAAAUGUAUACUAAUGAUUUUAUACCAGGAGCUGAAGUUUUAUUUGACAAUGAGUUUGAUAAAGUUAAAGAAAUUUCAAAAAAUAAGAUUAAAAACAAUAUUAGAGAGAAUGAUUGGAUAAAUGUAAGUUAUAUCAAUGAUGAAAACUGUGAUAUCAAUGAUGAUUAUAAUAAGAAUGAUGAUGAUGAUGAUGAUGAUGAUGAUGAUGAUGAUGAUGAUGAUGAUGAUGAUGAUGAUGAUGAUGAUGAUGAUGAUGAUGAUGAUGAUGAUGGUGAUGGUGAUGGUGAUGGUGAUGGUGAUGGUGAUGGUGAUGGUGAUGGUGAUGGUGAUGAUGGUGAUGGUAAUGGUGAUGAUGAUGAUAGCGAUGACUAUAAUGAUAACAACAGUGAUGUCGAUAAUGAUAAUGAUAAUGAUUAUGUUUUUUAUGAUAAUGAUGAAUGUGACAAUAAUGAUAAUAAUGAAAAAAAAGAAAAGGAAAAGAAGUUGGAAAAAAAAGAGAAAAAAAAAAAAUUAAACUUAUUUGUAAACAAAAAUGAUAAUGAAAUUUUAGAUGUUUAUAAUAUUAAAUCUAAUAUGAAAAAUAUAAGUAAUAUGAAUAAUAAAAAUGUUAUUGAUAUGAAUGAAAACAAAGAUAUGGAAAAUAAAUUAUAUAAAAAUAAUGAUAUAUAUAUAAGUAAUAAUUUUAAAAUUAAUUAUACAAACAUAGAAAUUGAUAAUAUUAUGAAUCAAAAUCAACAAAAACAAUGUAAUCUGUUAACAAAACUUGAAAAGAAACAAUUAAAGACAGAAAAAAGAAAAAAUGCAAAAUUGAAAAAAAAAGAUAUCACAAUAGAAAAAAGAGAGAAGGCAACUUUGAUAUCUAAUGAACGAUUAUUAAGUGAUGAAGAUUUUAAAAAAAUAGAUACUGCAUUAGCAAAACAACAAAUAACAUAUGCUAGUUUAAAGAGACUUCAUUCUAGUGAAAGAGAACAUGGAGAUUUUGUUAAAUUGACCGAUAUAGAAAAUAUUUAUAAAAAACGAAAACAUGAUAAACAAACUCGGAUUGAAUCUGUGAAGAAAGGACAAGAAGGAAGAGAAAGAUUCGGUUAUAAAGAUGGACGACAAAAUCCACUUUGUAGUAAAACAAAUCGCGAAAAAAAAAAAACCAAAGCUUUUCAAAUGUUAAAACAUAAAGUGAAAAGAAAAGUAAAACGUUCUUUUAAGGAAAAACAAAUUGCUUUGAGAAAUCAUUUAUUAAGACAACGAAAAAUGAAAUAAUAUAUACUCAUAAAUAUUAUAUUAGAUGGAUAAGAAUAACAUUUAGUUUGGCAGUGAAGAAUAUAUCAUCUUUAAGGAGAUUUUUCGAGUUUUAUUUAUUCUUAUUUAGAAAAAUACAAAAUAUGGAAUGCAAUCUUAUUGUGUGAUUAAUGAAUUUAUUAUGUUUCAUUUCUUGUCUAAUAUAAAUAAUGCUUAUAAUUUUGCUAUUAAUAAAAUUAUAAUUAAUAUUAUAAUUUUUUAAAAUUGAUCUUUUAAAAAUGUCUCAUAAAUAUAUUAAUAUCCUAGAAUCAUCGUUCAUUUAAUGUACCAGAAUGAAAUUUGAUUGACAAAAAUACAAUCAUUCAUUCAUAACAAUUCCAUAAUAAUAAUGUAAUUUUCAAUUUUGUGAUAAUAUAUUUCAGAGAUAAUAAAUAUAACGAAAUAGAAUGAAUAAAUAUUCAAUAUAAAUACUCAUAUAAUUCAUUCCAUUUGAUUAUAAUUGAUUGAUUGACAAAUAUUUAAAUUGCUAGUACAGUUAUUUUUUAUACAGCGAUUUGCAUAUUACAACUCAUAAUAUAUAUCUGACCAUAAUCAUUUGAGUUUAGCAGUAUUUAAUUUCGUAGACAAUAUUUUUGUAAUUUAAAUAUUAAAUUAGUGAAAGAUUAAUUUUGGAGCUUGUGAAAACUCAAGUACUUUUGUAAUUCGUAAAUUAUUUCUAUUUAAAGAAAUCAUCAGCGAUAAACCAAGAAUACACAAAAUUGAAAUCGCGAUUCUGAAUCUCAUGAAAAUUAUUAUUGAAAAUAUUUUUCAUGAGUGUAUAUGUAUAAUCAGUACUCAUCAUAUGUAAAUUAUGAUUCAUAAAUCAAUGUUUGAAAAAGAAUGAACAGAAUAUGAUGUUAAUUUGAUAUUAUAUCAUUAAAUAAAUACAUUUUUAUUAAAAUA